UAAACAAAAAAUUUGUCGCUAUAGCCUCCCGUUUUUGCAGAUGAGAUGACGGCAUUCUCCCGACUUUCAAUCGAAUAAGGAUUAAUUUGGGCUACAGGACCGAUUCAAAGAACAGGUUUUCCUUUGAAGCCGUGCAGAAAAGCCACAACCGGAAACGACCGCCAAGUGUGUUGGCUACGAGACCUGCAGCUGUCUGGAUUGCCGACCUUCGAUCACUUCUUCCAUGGAGCUUUAUAUAACUCAUCCUUCCCUCCCGUUAAGUGUGAGAAACCUUUCGAAAACCCUAUGAAAAGGUAUCUUGGAAACCCUAAAACGACAAAAGCCCUGUCACCCUCCUACCCCACCUCGCCUUCUCUUUUUUUCCUCUAAUCCGUUCCUUCUCUCAAUCUCGCAUUUUUCAUCUCAGAUUACCGCCGAUUGAAUCUCUAGUUUAUCCUGCAUGAUGGAUGUCUGUUACCCAUACUUCGAUCCUGAUUUUGAGAACCUUAAUGAAAGGAUAUAUGGUCCAAGGGUUAAUGUGGAUAACGAAGACUGUAAAAACUGCACUGUUGUCAAGGUGGAUAGCCUAGAAAAACAAGGUCCCUUGCUCGAAGUUCUACAGGUUUUGAUUGACAUGGAUCUGCUCAUUUCAAAGAGCUAUAUUUUUUCUGAUGCUGGUUGGUUCAUGGAUGUUAUUCAUGUGAAAGACAAACUCGGCAACAAGAUCCGAGAUAACAGAGUCAUUAACUACAUUCAACAGGCCAUUUAUCAAAGGGGAGGGCUUAAAAAUCCACAAGAUCAUGUUAUGAACUCUUAUGAAACCACUGCAAAGUCUGAAUUCUGCCACAAGUGCACAGUCAUUGAGAUUAUUGGGAUCAAUCGGCCUGGACUUUUCUCAGAGAUAUUAGCUGUUCUCGCUGAAGAAAAUUGUAAUGUCAUAGAAGCUCAUGCAUGGAGUCACAAUGAUUGCCUUGCCUGUGUGGCCUAUGUCUCUGAUCAAUCGACUUCAUCCUAUAUUGAUGAUCCCAAUCGACUGUCCACCAUUAAAGACCAUCUCUCUAUCGUCCUGCAAGCAAACUCAGCUGAUGAUAACGAUCAUGUUUUCAUUAAAACGUGUUUCACAGAGUCCAUUCGCUCGAUGUGUCAAACGGAGCGUCGUCUCCACCAGCUUAUGUUGGCUAACCGAGAUUUUGAUGGGCCACCACAUUGUUGUUCAAACACUUUAGUCUCAUCAAUGAGAAGACGAAAGGAGAAAAAGGUGACUAUUGAUCGGUGCACUGAGAAAGGAUAUUUGAUUGCUAACAUUGAGUGCAUUGAUAGACCAAAGCUCAUGUUUGACACUGUGUGCACGCUCACCGACAUGAACUACAUAAUCUUCCAUGCUUCAAUCACUUCCGAUGAUCACUUUGCCUUUCAGGAAUAUUACAUUAGACAUGAAGAUGGCUACAUCGAAGACACAGACGAAGAGAGACAGGUAGUUUCAAAAUGCCUGGAAGCCGCAGUUAAUCGUCGAGAAUGUGAGGGACUCCGACUGGAGCUUUGUGCUCAAAACAGUGUGGGAUUACUUCCUUAUGUCACAAGAACUUUUCGAGAGCACGGGCUUACUGUUGCUCGAGCAGACAUCGAAGCCCAUGGGGAGAAAACUAGCAAUGUGUUUUAUGUUAAGGACAUCUCUGGUAAUGAAGUAGACAUGGAGACUGUUGAUACACUUAGGAGAGAACUGGAUCCACUGCUCUUCCAAGUGAAGACUGAGCUGAAACCACAGAAGUUGUACUCUACAGAGAAAAUUGGAUUCUCAUUUACCAACUUGCUUAGAUCUCAAUUGGAGAAAUUUACGCAUAGCUUUGUAUCUCCAUGACAGAAAUGUAUGGAUUCUCUU
Phalaenopsis equestris is the source of this 1858-nucleotide messenger RNA. RefSeq names its product ACT domain-containing protein ACR2-like. The transcript is spliced from 8 exons. NCBI's taxonomy places the organism in Eukaryota, Viridiplantae, Streptophyta, Magnoliopsida, Asparagales, Orchidaceae. The record is from RefSeq and is a predicted model, not a curated record. Bases 440 to 1837 code for a protein of 465 amino acids.